Messenger RNA from Sardina pilchardus (European sardine), 1533 nucleotides. Its product is annotated as bone morphogenetic protein 4. The record is from RefSeq and is a predicted model, not a curated record. Lineage: Eukaryota; Metazoa; Chordata; Actinopteri; Clupeiformes; Clupeidae. Gene Ontology annotation, cellular component: extracellular region. The transcript has 2 exons. Gene Ontology annotation, molecular function: cytokine activity; growth factor activity. Bases 286 to 1455 code for a protein of 389 amino acids.
AUUAAAAUUAGAAGAGGAAAAUGUAUGACAGACUGUAUGUCUAUGCACAUGGGCCCAACCCUUUGCAUGUGAGGUCAGUGUCUGUGUAGAAGUUUGACUGCCAUAUGUGGAAUUUUUCCGAACAUUUUGUCUGGUCUCUGGGCAUGAAGAUGAUAGGAAUCUAGUUCGGAAACUUGCCCAGAUUUGACAUGUUUCUUAUCCAAGAGAGCAAACACCUUGAGGCCAUUGUGGGUGGUAAGCAGGUAAACAACUGACUGUGAAAAGGGGUGUGGCCAGCACCUAUAAAUGAAAAAGCAUGUGUGGAAUUUCAUUUAUACUUCCAGCCACACAUAUAGAGAGCCACACGCCGACUACCCUGCCAUGCUCUGCUCAGUCACCCAGUGGAUUCUGUUAUCCCUUGGAACCUUUGCCCUCUGUCCCUGCCUUAUUAGGUGCAGUGCUCACAGGCAGCAUGGAGAGGCACACAUGACCCUCCAGCUAGACGCCCUGAAGGCCAGCAUCCUGGGCUACCUGGGAAUGGACCGGCCCCCGGAGCUCAGAGCCAGAGAGUCAAGGCAGGAGCUGGACAGGAUGCUUGAGCAGUACAAGCAGAUGCAGCAGCUGCUCGGGGGGAACUCCACUCUGGAGGAGACACGCACGCAGCACACGCACAGAGUCUCAACGAACAUUCUCCCAGUCUCUGUGGUCCCAGUAAGUGUACAGAAGGGUGAACAUCACCUGCAUCCCAAGACUGCCUGGCACAGAGCAGACUUCCACAGAAUGUCCUCUAUCAGAAAUGAGCUGACGCUGGUUCAGGCCAAGCUGAAACUUCACAAUGCCGACCCUGGCUGCUCACAUAAUAAACAGAAAAUUCAGAUAAACAUAUAUGAAUACGAAGAGGGAAACACUCACCUCCGCCACGUGGAGAAAUUUGUUAUGAAAAGACGAUUUUGCACCAGAAAUGUGACACUAGACAUGAGAGCUGCCAUUGAAAGAUGGAGGGUGCGUCCUAGAAAUAGCACUUUAACCUUUUAUAUAGGUCUUACUAUGGGACCAAGAACAGAUCAGACUAUACCUAAGAUAGUGCUAGAGAUGGACUUCAUAUCACAUGGUGGAGAGGGCAAAUCUAGGCAAGUCAGGUCUACAAAGGAAGAAGACUGCGAAGAGGAAAGCAAGUGCUGCCGGAAGUCGUUGAAUGUGUCUUUCAAAGACAUAGGCUGGUCGGACUGGGUCGUGGCACCCAGCAGUUACAAAAUGUACUUUUGCGAUGGCUCCUGCCCCCACAACUACAAGCCAGCCAGCAUGCACACGUUGGUGAAGUCACGCAUGCAUCACAUGACCAAAGGGGCCACGCCUCGACCGUGCUGUGUUCCGGCGGCCUAUGAGCCCAUGAUCCUCAUGCACUAUGACAGUCGAGGAAAGUUGAAGCUCACACCUUUCAAUGAUUUGAUCGCUAGCAAAUGUCACUGUGCCUGACCCUGAGAGAGAGAAAAACAUUUUAUCCCCAAAAUGCCGUACUGUAAACAAAGGACAAACAAUGUAACCUGUUCUGUC